AGGCCACCUCUCAGAGUUUAAUCUCUACCUUCAUGACUGAGGGAACAGUUUAUGGGAAAUCAAUGGGAACUCAUCAACCAUGUGUUUACUGGACACCAGGCCCCAUCAUGUCCUCAUAUGCUGGACCUGUCAUCAGACUGGGUCACCACCAUGACCCGGAGACCCACAGUGCUGCUGCAGAGGCCACACCAACAGGUGGCACUGGCCCGGUGGAGAGUCUGGGAAUCUGAGAGUCUGGAAACAGUUCUGAUAGAAACCCAUUGGUUCUGGUUUGGAUUGGUUUAUGGAAGUAAGAUGUGAAGUGAGACCGACCCAACCCAUUUGGUUCCAUCUUGUUCCUGCAGGUUCUCAGGUGAUUUUAGAUUGCUGGAGCCUGAACCAACAGCCGUCAUCCUCCUGGAAUGAAGCUCAACCUGUUCAGAGUGAAAUCAUCUCAGUGCAGCUGCUUCAGAGUUCUGAGGUUCACUCUCCAUGUUUCUGGCUCCACUUUAUUGUUUUCUGCUUAUAAGAAGAGUAAAUGUUUACUUCCAUUACUGCCUGACUGAACUGGAUUGAAGACGUGAGCAGAAUCAGACCUGAGACCAGUCCAGUUCUGGUCUCAGGUCAGUCCUCUACAUGGAAUGCAGUCGGACCAGCUAGCUCCGCCCUGCCACUCCGGUGUUCACUGACACAAUUGAGUCGACAUGCUAUUCAGGGAGCAUCCGGCUGCCUGCACAGAGCAGCUCCGACUUCUUCAGAGUGAAGGAGGAAGAAUGGCUCAGUGGGGGAUUUCACUGGACGAAGACAUGUUGAGGUGUGCCAUCUGUCUGGAUUUACUAAAGGAUCCAGUGACCAUUCCCUGUGGACACAACUACUGCUCCGAGUGCAUCAAAAACCACUGGAAAGGGCAGGACCAGAAGGCGAUCUACAGCUGCCCCCAGUGCAGGGAGGUCUUCAUACCCAGGCCAGUUGUGGGAAAGAACACCAUGUUAGCAGAGCUGGUGGAGGAAAUAAAGAAGGUCACGCUCCAAGAUGCUCCUCAUCUUCAUCGGUAUGUUGGACCUGGAGAUGUGAGCUGUGACUUCUGUACUGGGAGGAAGAUGAAAGCCACCAAGUCCUGCCUGCAGUGUCUGGCCUCCUACUGUGACCUCCAUCUCCAGCCUCAUUACGACUCUCCAGCUUUUAAGACCCAUAAGCUGGUUACAGCCUCUGCAGACAUCCAGGAGAACAUCUGCUCCCUGCACAAUAAAAUGAAGGAGAUCUUCUGCCGCAGCGACCAGCAGACCAUCUGCUUCCUGUGCUCUAUGGAGAAGCGCAAAGGUCAUGACACCGUCUCCGCUGCAGCAGAGAGGACCGAGUGGCAGCAAGAGCUCGGACCGAGACGGCAGGACAUUUGGCAGAGAGUCCAGGACCGAGAGGAGGCCCUGAAGCUGCUUCAGAAGGAGGGCGACGCCAUCACCAACUCUGCCAGCGACACGGUGGAGAACAUCCAGGCAAUGUUCAAACAGUUGCUGCAGCUCCUGGCCCAGAGAAGCUGCGACGUCCAACAGCUGAUCGGAUCCCAGCAGGAAGCCGAAAUGAGGCAGGUUGAAGAGCUUCAGCAGAGAGUCCAGCAGGAAAUCUCAGAGCUGACCAGGAGAGAUCAUGAGCUGGAGAAGCUGUCACACACCGAGGACCACGUCCAAUUCCUACGAAGAUACCCCUCUCUGAUAUCACUGGGCCCAUCUACAAACUCAGACAUCAAUAUUCAAUCGCCAAACUACUUUAAUCAGAUAACAUAUCCCAUCACUGAGCUAAUUCAGAAACUGCAGGACACCCUGAGGCAGGAAUGGACCAGGAUCACCAUGACUACAGCAGACCUUCCACAGACACCGGCUCACCAUGGGAUCCCACCAUCACCACAAGCCAUACUCUCCAAAGUCGGUUCCUUGGAGUUACCACCAGAAAUUCACCCAAAACCAGAGAGGCCCAAGGAUUCAGCACCAGCAGCUCCUCCACCCCUCGCCAAGUCCAAGACUGCACCAAUACCACCAAGACGCCCGAAAUCAUUUGAUAAGGUCAUCAUACCUUCAGCUUAUUCCAACAUUAUACCAACGGCACAAUUUCACACAUCUUCUAGGGAUCCCAAGAUGUUAAAACCAACAUACCCAACACUAGGAGGUUACCUGCAGAAGGGCCCCAAGGUUUCAUCACCAAUGUAUCCAAAGUUAGAUAAGUCCACAGUUUUAUCUCCAGCAGUUUACCCAACAUCAAGAGAGUCAAGUAUUGCACCAUCAGCACCAAUUUACAUAUCAAGUGAGUCCAAGACUUCACAAGCAGCAGCUGUCCCUGCACUGACCGAGUCCAAGGUGUCUCCACCAAGAGGUUCCCCACAGAAUCACUCCAAGGUUUCCUCACCAACGUACCCAACACCAGAUCAAUCUAAAGGUCCGUCAUCAGACCUGACAAAGGGCGAGAACACAUUUACACCACCACUAGGUUACCCAUCACUAGACCAGUUCAAGGUUUUACCACCAGCAGCACCGAAUCACACACCAGGAGAGCCCAAGACAAGAACAGAGUCUUUACCGUAUGCAUGUCGGCUCAUCUUGGAUCCCAACACAGCUAAUAAAAUGUUGGUUCUGUCUGGACAGAACAUGAGAGUGACACGAGGAAAGAAAAAGCAGUCGUACCCGAAUCAUCCGGAGAGAUUCACAGACCGGUUUCAGGUUCUGAGCAGAGAAGGUCUGACUGGACGCUGUUACUGGGAGGUGGAGUGGAGUGGGAUCGUCUCUGUGGCAGUGGCAUACAAACACAUCGUUAGAGCAGGAGGAACCAGUGGAUUUGGAGAUAAUGAGAUGUCGUGGGCCUUAUAUUGUCACAAUAAUAAAUAUAUCCACGAUGGUAGAAGCCUUGACCUCCCAGGACCUCCAUGUUCUAGGAUAGGCGUGUAUCUGGAUCAUGAAGCAGGAGUUCUGUCCUUCUACAGCAUCUCCUCAACCAUGACCCUCCUGCACCGAGUCCAGGCUGCUUUCACCCAACCGCUACAUGCUGGAAUCUGUGUUGGGUCUGGAUCUGCUGAGUUACUUCUGCUCCUGUAGGCAGUGCCCAACAAGUUUAUUUAACCCACAGAACCAGACAGUGUUGGGUAUCUUAAAGGUAUUUGAAACUUUGGACCUAGUUCAACUCAAGGUGGACUUCUUUUUUAUGACAUGGCAUUUUUAUUCAAUUUGACUAAAGUCUGAGAGAAUCUUCAUGGAUCCUCCGAGAGGAUCAAUAAAGUAGGAGUUUGGUUUAUGCAGACCAAUAAGACCAGAACGUUACUUUGAGUACUGAUCAACCCAAAGGUUUUAAAACCGGAACAAUUUAAUCUGUUAUAUAAAACUUUUGCUUUGUGUUCUAAAAGCCAAUGAUUCAACCCAGUCGGUUCCCCAUCAGAACCACCUGCCUCAGGUCCACAUGAAGCAGUUGAAGGGCUGAAAAUCUGACAGGGUCCAAUGUGAGUUUGGAGGGAUCGUGGAAUUUAGCUGGUGUGUUGGGUGCAUAAAUGUGACAGAGUGAACCAAUGGACCAACACAGGAAGUAUUCUGAACCCCCACCCUCAUGCUAUUGAUCAUCAUGUAACCAUUGAAUGAUUGUUGCUACAAUCAGGAAAUAAAAUAAUUUAUCUGCAUAAAAAGGUUUCAGCUGUUUGAUGAUGAUGAACUGGUUUUAAAUCCUCUCUGUCCUGGAUGAGCAGGUAUGUUCCUGAGGUAAAACUCGGCGGUAGUUCCAGACCAGUGAGACCACCGCUGGUUCUCCUUCAGCGGUGGUCUCACUGGUCAGAGAUGCACUGGAUGCAGGGAGGAGUUCUGGAAUCGGUGAACGCUGGAACUCAGUCCAGAUGUUCAGUUGAGACCUGCUGCCAGGAGGCGUUGAGGGGAACUCAUGGGAGAUUCAGGAGGGAUUUAGAAGGGAUGCGGCUACUGAAACCGAUACAAAUAUCUUCCUCUCUGUAUCACAAGGCCUAUUUGCAGGUAGAUAUCUCCUGGGUCAGCUGGACCAAUGAGUUCUCAUGGGCCACAGCAUUAUGAACAGUUAGAGACCUGAUGAUGCCUGUCUAUCAGGUGAUCCAGGACAGCUGAGCAGAUUACGCUUCAGCUGUGAAAGGUGAGUAGCAAAAACUGACACUGAGCUCACCUGAGACCAACAUGACAGCUCCAACAACUCCAAACAUCACUUCCCAGCAUGCU
Molecule: messenger RNA, 4190 nt
Organism: Poecilia latipinna (sailfin molly)
Lineage: Eukaryota; Metazoa; Chordata; Actinopteri; Cyprinodontiformes; Poeciliidae
Exons: 1
Coding region: 684-3059 (791 amino acids)
Molecular function (GO): zinc ion binding; protein binding
Source: RefSeq, a predicted model, not a curated record